This is a messenger RNA of Ilex paraguariensis (yerba mate), 642 nucleotides long. NCBI's taxonomy places the organism in Eukaryota, Viridiplantae, Streptophyta, Magnoliopsida, Aquifoliales, Aquifoliaceae. The record is from the annotation of a GenBank genome assembly.
AUGAAGGUAGGGAACGACAUGUUUACUGUUGAAACGACAGCAUUGAAUACAUUCUCGAAUGUGAUUGGUUUAGGCCAUGCCUAUAUUCGAAGCCACACAAACGCUAGGGAAGAUAUGCAGCCGGGGCAGAGGGCUUCUAGAGUUGGGCGAAAUGAAAUAGAAAGAGGACGAAGAAUGCAGAUGAAAGCUCAUUUUUCAAGGCUUGCCUCUCUCAUACCUACCAAAGAGAGACUGGCAUUACCUUCGUUGUUGGAUCAAUCCACUUCUUACAUAAGGCAACUGAAACAGCGCUUGGAAGAACUAAGGAAAAGAAGGGAAAAACUCCAAGGUGAUAGAGCUGUCAUUGAAGAACAGAGGGAUGGCUUGAUGUUACCAGUACUUGCAAUUAGAGAGGUGGGUUCAGCUUUGGAGAUAAAUUUGAUAACUGGGGUGAAUCAGAACUGCCUAUUGUAUGAAAUUUUCAGUGUUCUUCGUGAAGAAGGUGCUGAAGUUCUGACUGCUAGCUGCUCAACUGUGGGUUCAAGGACAUUCUAUUCCAUUUAUUCACAGGCUUUGUAUUCAAGAAUUGGCAUAGAGACUUCAACAAUAAGUGAAAGAUUGCAGGAUUUGGUGCAACCUGUCGCUCGUCAAUUCAUUUGUUGA